AUCCAUGUCACUAACCCUUAGAUACCUCAUAUUUCAUUAUUGAUUGUGAAAGUAGAUCUAGAAUAAACAACUCUAGCGAAGUCUUGAUCUAGACACAGGAGGUCUAGACUUUUCUUACUCUUAGUAAAAAAACCUGCGCAUCAUUCAUUUCAAGUGUAAUUAUGGCUCCUUGGAAUAAAGAAGUUGGUCCUUUGAGCAAGGCUCAAAAAGAAGGAGAUGUUUUGAAGAAAAAGGUUGACCAAGUUGUAAAAGAAUCAAAUAAGAUUGUUUCACAAAAAGUCAAAGGUGAUCAAGUUACAGAAAAACAGAAGAAGUUGGAACAGAUGUUUCAAAAUUGCAUUGACACCAAAACUCAGGUUACACAACAUCUUGUUGAGGUUGAAAAGUUGGAAGAGAAAAAUGAGCCUACAAAAAUGAAAGAUUUUGACAAGAAGAUAACAGCAGAGUUAAAUCGAGUCUCUGUGAUGAAGACUUUACUUGAGGAAACAAUGAAAAAGUUGCUGCCUAAUACACAGGAAGAAGACUUUAUCAAAAGUCAUCAGCAGGCAGAAGAGAAAGGAAAGGUGGAGAAGAAAGAGGCAGAUAAAACUCAAAAUGAAGCAGAGGAUGAUGAUGAGGAGGAGGAGGAGGAUGACGAAGAGGAGGAAGAAGAUGAGGAAGAAGAUGAUGAAGAGGAAGAUGAUGAUGAUGAAGAGGAAGAAGAAGAUGAUGAUGAUGACAUUGAAACUGAUGAAGUUAAAGCAAAAAAAAUACCUAAACAAGCUGCAGUAAGUACAGUUCAAAAAGAAGAGAGCGAAGAAGAGGAAGAUGAAGAUGAAUCAGAAGAGGAAGAAGAAGAAGAAAAACCAAAACCUGUCCCAAGAAGUGCUGUCCCAAAACUUAAAGUUGAAGAGAAAAAAGAUGAUGAGGAUGACAAAGAUGAUGAUGAUGAAGAUGAUGAUGAUGAUGAGGAAGAGGAAGAUGAUGACAACAGUGAUAAUGAUGAUAUUGAAGUGCCUAAGGAGAAAUCUGAGAAAGCAGAAACAGUAAAAAAAGAAACCAAAUCACAAAAGUUGCACAAGUUUGAGACCAUGGACGACUAUGAAGGAGAGGAAGACGGAGAUCUGAGUUUUAAGGAGGGCGAAGUUCUAGUUAUUCUGGACACGAGUCGAGAAGAUGGCUGGUGGAAAGCCCGAAAUGAAAAAGGGGACAUUGGAAUGGUUCCAUCAACAUAUUUAAAGAAACUUCCAGAGGAACCAGAGCAAGCCUCAGAAGGAGAGGAAGAAAUGUCUGGAGAAGAUGAAGUGGAUCAUAGUACAGCCCCUAGAACUAAAAGAGGUAGAAAGUUGUGGAGAGGCUUAAAGCAAGCUUUGAAUGAAACAACUGUGUCAGAUGUCCUCCAUGCUUUGGGAGCUGUACCAUCAGGCUUUAGACUCUCAACACUUUGUCGCAAGUUUAAUGAAGGAUACAUGUUCCGGCUAAUCAACUUCCUGUUUCCUAAGUUGAGUCACUCCAACCUGACUUAUAAAGAUCUUCUCUUUGACCCAGCAUUAAAUAAGAUUUGCUUACGCCAAACAAAAAUUGAUAGAGUUGUCACCAUCGUCUCUUGUCAACAAAUUCCUCCCCCCAGUGCUGGAAUUGAUGUCCUGGAUCGCCAUGUCAGAGUGUGUUUAUUUGAUGGAAUACAUAUAUUGAGUAACAUUCACUCUGUGGCUGUGGCUAGUGUGGACAAGACUCAGAGAGCUUGGACUUUCACAACAAAAUUAGGAGACUUAAUGGACCCAGGUAGCCAUGCAGAAUUCUUUGUGCGGAGCAAUGCUAAUGUAGAUAACAUCGGUAUUUUAUUUGAACUUGGAAUUUCUUAUUUGAGAUCAAGUACCCAGGAGAAAGGAGAAUUCAGUUGUGGCUGGGUCCACUUGCCUCUUCUGGAUGAAACAGGCAAUGUGGUGACCAACAGAUCAUUCGACCUCCAGCUUCAUGGAGGCACACCCUACGAGAAAGAUGUUGAAGUUGACCCAAGCAUCAGCAGACGUGCAACCAGCAACUCACUAGUGGCCUUGAUCUCUGGAAAUAAACAACCGAGAUUAGCGGUGAAAAUCAGUGAACCCAAAAAACUUCAAAAAGAUUUGAUGGACACCCUUCCAGAUACCUUAGUUGGCAACACCUGCCUACUACAACUCUAUGCAUACUACCGUCAAUGUCUUGCUGAUGUUUUACUGAGAGACAAGUUAGAUCUCAACUCAACAGAACUUAUUCACAGUCCUUUUCUAAAGACAUUCCCUGCAGUAGCUGACUGCCCAGAUUUGAUGAAAAUCCUUAGAACGGCUUGGCUUGAAAAGCUUCAAGAAGUGAAAAGAGCAGAUAAGCCACUAUUUUCCAUUGGAAGUAAUCCAUUGAGAGAUGAAGAAUACAUGAAAAAGCUUUUCAAAGAUGUCUUCAUGGAAACUGUGUAUUCUAUUAGCUCCCUUGCCACAUUGCCAGACUACACCAUGGGGGAUGUUGACAUUCUAAAACUGCGUCAGGAACAGAUCAACAGAUUUAUGGAAAAGAAGCGAGCCACUCGAACAACACUGGCUGCCCUUCUGUCUGAAGACUUUGUGUAUGAGCCAUUUAACAUGGAAGAAGUUGCUUUCACUGUGAUAGGUCCUUAUUGCCUAAUGAAACAACAAGUGGCCACAGAAAACUGAAGAGAGUAGAAUGAAUGCAUCCAACAUCUACAGGGGAGGUCACUUUGUGAAACUUAUUAUGCUAGAUGUAAAGAAUACAAAUAUUCGUAACACAUUAUUAGCUUAGGAAGUUCCAGGAUACAAAAUAUUUCUGGAGGCUUUAGUUGAAACAAUGUGGAGCUUGGACUAGUGGAAACUAAUAUUCAAACUCAUGUAGGAACUAGUUUGAAUUUGAAGGAAUUUCUUUUACUGACACCAAUGAGAUUUUUUUUUGUGAAGUUUUUAUCUUGUGAUCUAGACAGGAACUUGUAUUUUGGUUCAAGUCUUAUUUUGUUUUCUGGUUUGUUUGUUAUUGAAUAAACAUAGAGGUUAAAAUUACAGUUAAAAAAUUCUAGGUUUGAACUCAUUGGUCUAUAGCUAAUGGUUGAAAGUGACAUAGACUUGACUGGUAAUGUAAAAUGAUUUUGUCCAGCAAGCCAUUAAGUUUUUCAUGGAGAGAGAAAUAUGUCUGUCUUAAAAUUAAGAUUCUCACACUUAAAAAGUUUGUUAUCUCUCUUGUUUGUUAGAGGACGCAACUGGAAGAAUGACUAAAAACCCUUUAGAUCACAUGGCCUGAAAGGUUAAAGGUCAACUUACUAACAGAAAAACAUGUAAGACUUUGCUGGUCAAGAUUUAGAAUGUCUCAGGCUUGACUCCUGAUGAGAAUAUCAAAUUAUCUAAUGGUUUACUUAUUUAUAGUAACAAAUUUUCUUUUUACUAAGUAGCUUCCAUAGGCUCCAAAAAUCCAUAGCGUGUCACAGCAAAUGAACAUGCCUCUUCUAGAUUAUAUUGUAACCAAGUUCAGUAGAAAACGUUUUGAUUGUGUCGACUGGUGUCAAUAUCUCUGCAUGAAUUUUGGAAACACUUAGGGAAAACAAUAGCCGUUUGUCUUUGUGAUGGACAAAAACACAACUCUGUUACCAGUGCUCUGCUAGAUUUGCCCUUUAGAUCACAUAGCUCGAAAGGUUAAAGGUCAACUUUCUAACACAAAGACAUGAUAAAGUCUCAGUUUCACUGAUUGAUUUUGAGUUUUUUAUUUUCGGCACAUUUCGUUCAUUUUCACGGAUGAUUCUUUAUUAAACUUUUGUACUAUCAUGAUUUUUUUUUUUUGUGAUAUUGUGUAAACUCCGUCCAAUGUUUAACCAAUAUUGACUGUUGUCCAUUCCUCUAAAUAAUAGAUAUUUAUAUCAUUUAUUAUUAUUUACAUAUGUUAGAUUUUGUAAAAAUAUUGUUUAAAAAAAAUAUAUAUGAUAAAUGUUUAUAAUAUCUAUUUCUUAGAGAUCUAAAUAUGUUUAUCAAUGUUUUCAUUGAAUGCAAAUAAAUAUGAGGAUUUCA
Biomphalaria glabrata is the source of this 4019-nucleotide messenger RNA. Its product is annotated as nephrocystin-1-like. Gene Ontology annotation, cellular component: cilium; cytoplasm. The coding region runs from base 162 to 2666 and encodes 834 amino acids. Gene Ontology annotation, molecular function: protein binding. NCBI's taxonomy places the organism in Eukaryota, Metazoa, Mollusca, Gastropoda, Planorbidae. Gene Ontology annotation, biological process: protein localization involved in establishment of planar polarity. The record is from RefSeq and is a predicted model, not a curated record. The transcript is spliced from 30 exons.